Messenger RNA from Anopheles funestus (African malaria mosquito), 1947 nucleotides. Its product is annotated as allantoicase-like. The record is from RefSeq and is a predicted model, not a curated record. The transcript has 2 exons. Gene Ontology annotation, biological process: allantoin catabolic process. Gene Ontology annotation, molecular function: allantoicase activity. The coding region runs from base 504 to 1688 and encodes 394 amino acids. Lineage: Eukaryota; Metazoa; Arthropoda; Insecta; Diptera; Culicidae.
AUUUUCAGGCUUAUCAUGGGAUGUGUUUGCAGUUGUACAAUCAGCAUUCAACGGAACUUAUUGAAGAACCAAGCUAGAAGAUUAUAAUAAUAUGCAACCGCUUCAUUGUGUGUUCAUUGCAUGUUUGAUUAUUUGAUGUAGUACUGUGGUGUCUAGAGCCACCGUAAGACCCUUCCUUAUCUCAGACGCGGGACGUGUUUGUCUGUAUGAGCAAUUUCUAAAUUCAACAAGAACGUAGAUAGACAAUAAUAUGCGCUUCCAACUGCCAGAAAGGAGCGAUAGAGUGUAGUGCGUUCGCGCUUUGGUUAUUGCAAUUGUUCUAUGUAAAAGUCCAAAUUGUACGUUACUCGUGCAAGGUGCUAGGUAUUAGCGGUUAUAUUACAUUUUUUUUUGUUGAUACAGAGAAAAGAAUUUGAUUUAAAGCUGAUGUAAUUGAAAGCACUGUGAAUGAACGACCGUUGCCAUAACGUGAACUGUAUGCACAGUUAAUCCGACGUCGGAACAUGCAAGGUGCGGAAAUUAUGCAUGCAUCACCUGCACAGGAGCAGCAACCGGCAUUUACCGAACUGAGUGAAGUGGCCUCGAUCGGAAGUAACGGAUCGAUUCUAUUCGCUACGGACGAUUGGUUUGCGCCUGCCGAAUGGAUGCUUAAGGAUUCGGAACCCGUCUUUCGCCCUGACGAGUAUACUCCCUUUGGAAAGUGGAUGGAUGGUUGGGAAACGCGACGCAAACGUAUUCCCGGUCAUGAUUGGUGCGUAGUUGAACUUGGAGCCCCAACCCAGAUUGUCGGUUUUAUGAUCGACACCGCAUUUUUUACCGGCAAUUAUGUGCCACGCGUUUCCAUCCAGGGUGGCACAUUGGACGAAACGAUAAAGUGUAUGCUGCAGACAUCUAUUCCUCGCCAGGUGGAGUGUAAUGGCGAUGCAAAUAUCGGUACUGGCCGUACUAUGGAGGAGCUGGGAAUGGUGGAGUUGAUAGGAACAGAUCAUUGGGAUGUAUUGUUGCCACGUACAGAGCUAAAGCCGGGGUAUGAGCAAACUCGCAGACAGUACUUCCUCGUACCGAAAGGCAAGCAAUCAUUGGUUGUAAAUCAUUUACGCGUCAAUAUGUUUCCCGAUGGCGGGAUCGCACGUUUGCGUGUCUUCGGUACAGUGCGAUUAAACUUGAGUGACAGCAUGUCUGCAAGGAAACCUAUUGACAUGAUCGCCAUGCUGAAUGGGGGCCGUUGUAUUGGGUUCUCCAACGCGCAUUAUGGUCAUCCGCGUAAUUUGAUAAAACCCAGUACCGGCAUCAAUAUGGGCGAUGGUUGGGAGACGGCACGUCGGCUUGAUCGACCACCUGUUUUGCAGAUCGAUGAUACUGGAAUUCUACAGGUACCCGGAAGCGAAUGGGCUACCUUUCAACUGGGUGCUUCCGAUGGAUGCUGGAUAGAGCGUGUAUGUAUUGACACGAAACAUUUCAAGGGCAACUUUCCGGACAACGUCAUGGUGGAAUAUGCCAGCAAGGAUAAACCAGAUUUGUGGAUGAUGUUGAUGGAAAGGAAAAAAUUAGGUCCGAAUCGAAUGCACGAAUUCGUUGCUGCAGAUUUGUUGCCUCAAGAGAAAGCAGCCUCGUUCGUACGCAUCACCAUUGCACCGGAUGGGGGACUUUCGAGAGUUCGCAUUUUUGGAACGAUAACAAGGGACUAGGGAAACACCCUUUGGAAAAAAGUUAAUCGUUGCUCUUGGAAGGAUGGUUUAUAGAUACUGGUCAAGCUAAUAUUAGUUACGAUUUUUUUCACACACUUGCAAUGGGACUUUUGAAAAUAUGGUAACCACUAGCAGCUAUUUCUUUGGUGCAAAAUAACUCUAAACUGAGCGUGACGCUCUGAACACAUGUUCAAAUCGUUUAAAUAUUUGAUACAUAUAAGGAACUGAAAAUAAAACCACGAGAGUUUGUGUGUUUUUU